Messenger RNA from Diaporthe batatas, 1221 nucleotides. RefSeq lists its product as uncharacterized. The transcript has 4 exons. The record is from RefSeq and is a predicted model, not a curated record. Bases 70 to 1221 code for a protein of 383 amino acids. Lineage: Eukaryota; Fungi; Ascomycota; Sordariomycetes; Diaporthales; Diaporthaceae.
GUCAACUUCCCAUUCUCUUUCGCAGCAGCUGUGAACGGGAAGUCUCGAGACAAGAACAUAACAACGCCCAUGUCUACCUCCAGCACCGCAACCGCCCCUCCCAAGGGAAAAGCUGCACAGCAAACAGUCUACACAACUGCCGGUACUGUCUACAACCCGACGGCUCCUCCCCUUCAGCCACCUUCCCGGAGAGGUCGUGCUUCGAGGUGGGCUCCACCUUCUCCGGCAGAGCUGGCUCUUUUGAACCAGUCUGUCCUGGCCAGCUUCCCCUACAAGCCAUACCGCUCUCCUCCUACCACGGCCUCGAGCCUGAAGCACUACACUCCCCUUCAGCAGAAUAGCGAUCGCGCCGCUGAGCCUCUCAUGGGCAUAUCGGCCUCGGGACGCACCCUUUCCGAGUCCUCUUCCACCUUGUCGCUCAAUAGCGCGCCAUCGCAAGGAAACACAAACAGCCUCAACGCCAACGGCCGUGUUCUCGACGACAUGCGUCUCACAGAUGAUGAAAAGGACGAAGAGGAGCUGACCAGAAUGAGCAAUCUGCCUGUGCGAACCAUCACCAACCUGGCCUCCUACCCAAACCCAUCUCAGAAGCUAGCCCAGAAGGCCCUCGAUCGUGCGCGAGAAACGUUCAAGACAGCCGCAGAGACUGACCGAUCUUCGACGCCCAGUUUCUCACAGCAGGGUGCCCACGGGAUGCCCUUGCCUGCCAAGGAUUACAUCGAGUCUUUCAUGUCGGCUGCCAAUCCUAGGACCAGCUUGGCCUUCCGCACUGGACGACCAGAGGGUCGCUUUCCUCCCACUCCGGAGGAGCUUCAAUUGAGGGACGCUCGCUCGAAAAUCGCCUUCUACGGCGCCUAUCAGGACUUGACAAAGACCCUGGACAUGAGAAUCACAGAGGCGCAGAGAAAGCUUCAUGAUCUCGAGCUCGGCUUUACGGGCUCGCGCGAGCGGACCGCAGCUCGCAAUGCGGAAGUUGAGGUCUUAUUCCAUUCUGCCACGCUUGGGAAACCAAGGGAAGACAUUGAUGUGGAAGCUGUCCACAAUCUGCCAGCUCAUGAGGCGGCCACGCCGCUCAUAAACAUGGCCUUCUCGACUCUGCUCAACUACUGGGCCGAUGGUCGGCUCAUGGAGAUUCCGACCGGCUUUGGAAGGACGGAGCAAACCAAGAUCAAAGUCCGCAGCCAGGAAAUAUGUGCUGGCCACAGAAUCGCGGGCUGGUAG